AUGUCUGAAGAAUUCACCAAGCCGGGAGCUUACUGGAAUGAAUACAUCCGGGGGACAAUAGUAGAUGUUAUCGCAAACCUGAUCAGAGACCCAUCCCAGCGAGCACCUUUUUGGGCAUCGAUAAAGCAGGAUUCGAGAGAAUGUCAGAGCCUGCCAGAACUUCUCCAGGUAUUCGCCCAAUAUGGAUACCGUUUGGAUGAGCUCAGGAUCAUUCAAGCACUGUUGAUCAACCCUAUUCAGUUUGGAAACAAUGAUCACCUAGUGUUCAUACCGUGGCUGGUCUUCGACAUUCUUCCUAGGCUGCAACAAUCUCAUGCUCGAAUUCAAACGCUCGAGACCACGGUCGACCUGCUCUCGAAAAAGCUGGCUGACUCCAUUGAGGACCUUGCAGGAGUUCUGCCUUGUAAACAUCGCUGUUUGGCGACCGCGCGUGCCCAUCAAGUGCAGUCUAAACGUGCUCUACAACAGCACAAAAGCAUUCAAGAUUACGACACAAAUGCCCCGAAUUCCAGCACCAGAAGUACAAGUACCCCAAAGUGUCUGGGGACCGACGAUACCUACAAGGCACUCACAGAACGGAUUCAAGCUCUGGAGAAAAUGAUCCAAGAGAAACGAGACAACAUAGAGGCCCAUCAGCCCUUAGUGAUGGUAGAAGAGUCUGUAGAGACUGCUCGCAAUCAAACCAUGCGAGACGCAAUCCAAGAAACUUCGUCGGGGUUUGAGGCCUUGUCUGAUGCUUCAGCGUCUUCAACCUGCACUCUCACACCCGCUUCAGUAAGUCAACCAAAGGAGAUCCGCGAGAACCCUACUAAAAGCGAGCAGACUGUGGUGAACGAACCUCUUGGAAAAAGCAGCAAUGAUGACCAUGUCCGCUCUGUUGUAUUGGAACUACAGAUCGCUGUUUAUUACGACCUUGUCCACAUUGUUGGGGAUGGCCUCCGCCAUCCAGCCUUUCAUCAUCCAUUGCUUGUUAGGACGAACUCGAACACUCCGUUCAAAGUCCUUAAGGACAAGCUCCGCGACAGAUACUAUGAGAGAAAUGGCGAGAUGGAUCUGCGUCUAAAGCAAUCACCCCUUAAGUGCUUGUUUGGCAGCGACACGCCUACUUCUCUCGAAUUGACAGAAGGCGUGGAGCUGAUGUAUGCCCGCAUUAACGGUGCAGUCAAGACUAUCGAUUUGACAACCUAA
This is a messenger RNA of Aureobasidium melanogenum CBS 110374, 1188 nucleotides long. RefSeq lists its product as uncharacterized. The record is from RefSeq and is a predicted model, not a curated record. Lineage: Eukaryota; Fungi; Ascomycota; Dothideomycetes; Dothideales; Saccotheciaceae. Bases 1 to 1188 code for a protein of 395 amino acids. The transcript has 2 exons.